This is a messenger RNA of Prorocentrum cordatum, 1951 nucleotides long. The record is from the annotation of a GenBank genome assembly. NCBI's taxonomy places the organism in Eukaryota, Dinophyceae, Prorocentrales, Prorocentraceae.
CGUAGCCAUUUUGGCUCACGGGCUGGCCGGCGUCUCGAGUGCAGCAGAUGCGGUCCUUGCGAGGUGUAUUUGGCAACACCUGGUUAGUCCUGCCGAUUUUGGGUGCGGUCUUGAUUGGUGGCACCGUCUACCCGAGCUUGUAUGCCCAGCGCGCCAGUGCCACUUCGCAGUAUGUGGCCGCUAUACCUGGUUCUCUGGGAACGUUGGGGUCCGUUGGUUCGAACUCACUUCCGAUCCAAACGUUGGAGAACGUCGGGAUAUUGAACAUUGGGAGCGUCGGAAGACUGAACUUGGCUGGGUCCCCCAACGAGGUAAACGUGACCAAGUCUCCGAAAGGGACAGACGCUGCUAGUUCUCCCAACCAUGGAGACGUGGAUGAAGACAAGGUGGAAGAGGCGAAUGCUGACGUGGCUAGGUCUUCCAACGAGGUAAGCGUGACCAAGUCUCCCAACGCGAAAGAAUCGGCUACUUCUCCCAACCAUGGAGACGUGGAUGAAAACAAUGCGGAACGGGCGAAUGAUGACUUGGCCAGGUAUUCCAACGAGAAGCGCGUGGCUAUGUUUCCCAAUGGGGAAGAUAUGUUUUGUUUUCAGGGGCAAUGUUCGUUGCGCCGUGAUCGCGAGAGCGCGGAGUUCCCAAACUUUUUUCUUGGUGUCGGUCCUGGGAGAUCUGGAAGCACUAGCCUUAUUUCCGCACUGAGAGAUCAUCCAAGUGUGAUUGUAGGCGACGCGCGAAAUCUGUACAUACUGGACAAGGUGAGGGAGUGUGCGAAAGGUCAGAGCGCGUACGUGGAUUUCUUCACCAGCGACACGAAAUCAAAAAGGAAAACCCAUUGGUUCGGGGAGAAAACUCCCAUGUACUCGUCGCACCGGCUGGUCCCCUUCCGGGCGAGGGCCAUGUUUGGCCCCUCGCUCAAGUUGUUUCUCACCUGGCGCAAUCCAGCCCAGAUCUUCGCGUCGCGGUAUCUUCAAUUGUAUGAAGAGUCGAGGGCAACUUUGAAGGAUGAAAAUUUUAGGCAGUGGGCGGAUCGUCACUUGGACACUUUCAGGGGAAUUGCAGAGUGCCGCAAGAACCUGCUGCAGAAGUUUAGUUUGACGGAGCGGAUGAUUUACGAUUCGACGUUUACCAUUCAUGCGACAGCCGCAAUGGAAGAGUACCUUGUUCGAUUGUGUGGCCACAUGGGUGAUGGUCCGCAUGCAGCUUUGGAAGGUCGAGGCAUGUUCCGUCGGUGGGCUCACGUUUUUGGUAAAAGUCAAGUGUUGUGUGUAGAUGUGGAAGACCAGAACUCUAGAAUGAACUGGGUGCUCGACCGGAUUGCAGCGCAUCUGGGCGUUGAUCGAAAAGGUUUCACUGAUCAGCCUAGUGCCCACAAGCGCCUCAACGCCUCGUUCGACAUUCUUGCGCGGAACCAGAUGCGCUACGGCUCACAAGCGGUCAAGGAGAUGUGGGGCAGCAUCGCGGAGAUCCAGGCCAUAGAUCGUGAUAGUUUGACGUUAGAAGACCUGCGCUUAUUCUCAGAGUUGUGCGGUCAGUGAUCGCGCUCUUGUUUCACCCGCACUCCUCUCUUGCCGCCCCCCUCAGCCCUGGCCAGCCCUGGCCACUUCCACUUUCACUGACUUUCGAACUUCCCCAGCUUCACUCGUCACGCGUCGCCAGCGCGCACGUCUUAGGAGGUGUUUGCUUCUGAAGGCCUCGCGCGGCGCGUGAUAGUAGUGUGGUCUAGUCCACAUCAGGGGGCCUCCAUAAUUUCCUCAUUAGCUCCUUGCGGCCAGUGAAUGUGGGCUCUCGAGGCCCAUUCGCCAAUGCGGAGGGAGAGAGUUGCAUAACAGGCAGGUCGGGAGCUUGCGGCCGAACAACAGCGUGAACAUCCUCUUUCCGAGGUCCGCGCGGACCUCCGACAGUUUAUGUCUAUGCCGUCGUUGUUAUUCCUCUACAGUCGGGCCGCUGAGAA